AUGUCCUUCGACGACUUACACAAAGCAACCGAGAGAGCGGUCAUCCAAGCCGUGGACCAGAUCUGCGACGAGUUCGAAGUCACGCCCGAAAAACUAGACGAAUUAACUGCUUACUUCAUCGAACAAAUGGAAAAAGGUCUUACCCCACCAAAGGAAGGUCACACAUUAGCCUCCGACAAGGGUCUUCCCAUGAUCCCCGCGUUUGUCACUGGGUCGCCCAACGGAACCGAACGCGGUGUUUUACUAGCCGCUGACCUUGGGGGUACCAACUUCCGUAUCUGCUCCGUUAACUUGCACGGAGAUCAUACUUUCUCCAUGGAGCAGAUGAAAUCGAAAAUCCCGGAUGACUUGUUGGACGAUGAAAGCGUCACAUCGGACGACUUGUUUGGGUUCCUAGCACGUCGUACACUCGCAUUCAUGAAGAAGUACCACCCGGAUGAACUGGCCAAGGGUAAAGAUGCUAAGCCUAUGAAGUUGGGUUUCACUUUCUCGUACCCCGUGGACCAAACAUCUCUAAACUCCGGGACACUAAUCCGCUGGACCAAAGGGUUCCGCAUUGCGGACACCGUCGGAAAGGACGUGGUGCAAUUAUACCAGGAACAGCUGUGCGCCCAGGGUAUGCCUAUGAUCAAGGUUGUUGCAUUGACCAAUGAUACCGUCGGAACAUACCUAUCGCAUUGCUACACGUCGGAUAACACGGACUCGAUGACAUCCGGGGAAAUCUCGGAACCGGUAAUCGGGUGUAUUUUCGGUACCGGUACCAAUGGAUGCUAUAUGGAGGAGAUUAACAACAUUACAAAGUUGCCACAGGAAUUGCGUGAUAAGCUGAUAAAUGAGGGUAAGACGCAUAUGAUUAUCAACGUCGAGUGGGGGUCCUUCGAUAACGAGCUCAAGCACUUGCCUACUACCAAGUACGACGUUGUGAUUGACCAGAAGUUGUCAACGAACCCGGGAUUCCACUUGUUCGAGAAGCGUGUUUCGGGAAUGUUCUUGGGUGAAGUGUUACGUAAUAUUCUGGUGGACUUACACUCACAAGGCCUGCUCUUGCAACAGUAUCGCUCUAAGGAACAACUACCUCGCCACUUGACGACGCCGUUCCAGUUGUCGUCGGAAGUGCUGUCGCAUAUCGAAAUCGACGACUCGACAGGUCUACGUGAAACAGAGUUGUCAUUAUUGCAAAGUCUCAGACUACCUACUACUCCUACGGAGCGUGUGCAAAUCCAAAAACUGGUGCGCGCGAUCUCUAGAAGAUCUGCGUAUUUAGCCGCCGUGCCGCUUGCCGCGAUUUUAAUCAAGACCAACGCUUUGAACAAGAGAUACCACGGUGAAGUGGAGAUUGGUUGUGACGGCUCUGUAGUAGAGUACUAUCCUGGUUUCAGAUCGAUGUUAAGGCACGCGUUGGCCUUGUCACCGUUGGGUGCCGAGGGUGAGAGAAAGGUCCAUUUGAAGAUUGCCAAGGAUGGCUCCGGUGUAGGGGCUGCCUUGUGUGCGCUUGUUGCAUGA
Saccharomyces mikatae IFO 1815 is the source of this 1503-nucleotide messenger RNA. RefSeq names its product glucokinase (gene GLK1). The record is from RefSeq and is a predicted model, not a curated record. The transcript has a single exon. Gene Ontology annotation, molecular function: fructokinase activity; D-glucose binding; ATP binding. NCBI's taxonomy places the organism in Eukaryota, Fungi, Ascomycota, Saccharomycetes, Saccharomycetales, Saccharomycetaceae. Gene Ontology annotation, biological process: intracellular glucose homeostasis; glycolytic process; glucose 6-phosphate metabolic process. Gene Ontology annotation, cellular component: mitochondrion; cytosol. The coding region runs from base 1 to 1503 and encodes 500 amino acids.